AUGCCUCCUCACCUCCUCCGCACACGCUUGACAGCUGCUCACUUACCAGCUGACCGGUGCAAAUACCGAGUGAGUCCUCGCCACCGCUUCAGCUCCAGCACCGUGUCACCACCAUCUGUGACCGUAUCAUCAACUCCACCGCCACCUCCUCCUCUACUAGGUGCAGUGCGGGUCGAUGACUGGACAAUGUUCCGUCGGGCUCGACGUGUCCAGCGUUGGCUCCACUUGUCCCGCAGUCGCGACGAGCAUUCACGAGCGACCUUAGUAAGCAAAGGCUGGCGCUCUCGACGACAGAAGAGAGGGUUCGAGCUCUUUACGCGCGAGUCGCCAAUGAUUGGCGUCACGGAUAGUCCGCAAGCUUUCCCAUCGCUACUGGACAGCGAAGUCGUCGUAGUGGGUACGAUGGCAUGUUCGAUUGAGGACUUGGCCUUCCCAUUACGUUCGUCGAGCGAGAACGACUACAACUCGGUCAUGCAUGCCCUGUACGGCUCCGACUUCAUCUACGGCUCCCUCGUGCACAAAACGACCUUCCGCCGGCUGUCCCACGCUCACCACGCCACAGCAACAGCGGCGACUCUCGCUCGACCAGAUGACGAGCGCAGUAACCACCAGCUGGUGGUCAAAGCCUGUGCGUUUGCCCACACCUCCAUGUUCGACAAGAAGAAUCAGCAGCUGUUGUACGCGGAACUUUUCUCGCCCAGUGCAAGUGGCGGCUUUAGCAUCUCCACCUACUCGCUAGGUAUGAUGGCAGACAAAGUCUCGACGCCAGUGCGUCCGGCACUGCACGAGCUGCACCCGUUCAGUACUUGGUUCUCAGUUGAACCCGUCAGCUCUGGCGUGAACGUCGUGUUUCGCGCCCGGUUUCACCGGUCCGAAAGUGACGGCUCGUGUCCGCCAAAGGUGCUGACAACACGCCUCUGGAAGCUUGCAGAAGGGAUCUGCAAGCUCCGGAAGCUCGUGUCGAACAAGACGCCACAACGUCGUCGAUUAAGUAGCAGCACAAACGACGUGGCAGCUUCGGGGCCGCGGAAUUCACGCUGCACGGUAUGCACGCGUCGAUUGUAUCAGCUCUUAGUGAUCCGAAGCUCACAUCGCUGUGAACUUUGCUCCUACAACGUAUGCCGCACGUGCUGUUCGCAACAACAUGUGGCCAUUUACAACCGACAUGUAGCCCCGCUACUCGUGUGUGGCCGAUGCCGAGAAAGUCUUGCACGAAAAGACUUUGAUAGCCAACUACGAGAUGCCUACGAUCUCCGUCAAGCGAUUGCCUAG
Peronospora matthiolae is the source of this 1272-nucleotide messenger RNA. The record is from the annotation of a GenBank genome assembly. NCBI's taxonomy places the organism in Eukaryota, Oomycota, Peronosporomycetes, Peronosporales, Peronosporaceae.